AAAUAAUAAUAAUCCUAUAACCAGCCCACUGUAUGGCCUAUAGCAUUUACUUAGUAAGUAUAUUAUUAAUAUUAUUUUACAAAUAAAUAUUUAUAAAGAAAUGAUUCACCUUCCCUUUGAAGGGAUCUCAACACUCUGAACACAUUUGAAGUCUGCACAGCUAGUACUUAACUCCUAACACUGUUUGCUCUUCAUUUUUCAUUAUCAGCCUCAUCUCCCUGGUUGGAAUAGAUGAGACUAUAAGGCUUUUGAUGACAAUGAUAAUGUCAUAAUGAUGCGCCCUCCACAGAAAAUCUGGCACGGUGGUUAAAGUAAAUAAUAAAUAUUUAAUUAGCAAGAAACCUGUCUCGUCUCCAUAUGUUCUGGCAUUCAUGUGUCAGACACAAAGGAACACAAAAGGAAGAUCAAAAAAUCCUAACGUUGACAUCAAAGAGGAAGUCUACCCUUGAGUUUAGAUCUUUGUGACACACAAUGUGAUGCUGGCAGUGGCAGAGGUAGUAAUCUUUAUUUCGUCAUUUCUGAAACAUAGGAAGCAAACAUAGUAACGGAAGCAAAUGAAGUGCUCAGUCCUAAACAAUUGCGUCUUAUGACCGGGCGUUUUCUUGAAAGGGGAUGACAGCAUGGGAGGAAAUAACUCCACACCUAAACCCGUCACUGAAAGACAAGACAAUCUCUCCACAGCAGCCCCAACAACUAGCUCUGUACCCUGUCUCUCCAACCACCGCAACAAAGAACAUUUAAUCCUUGCCUUUUGUGUUGGGGUUCUACUGACGCUGCUGCUGAUGGCCUUUAUCUUCCUCAUCAUAAAGAGCUACAGAAAAUGUCACCCCAAGCCCCAAGCCCUGGAUCCUCACACAGAUCCUCCGGCCAUGCUUUCAUCCAUCCCAGAGGAAUCCCUUGCCUGUGCUAACAUGACUUUCAAACACUCAGAAGAAAAGAGCAAUCACUCGGCUGAGAACCGUUCUGCAGACUUCGACCCCAUUGUCUAUGCUCAAAUUAUCGUAAAGAACUGACCCGGCUUUUCCAAUGACACUUGAAUCCACUUCCUCUCCUCUCAGCUCCAUCUUCACACAUCACUUUCCCUUUUUUACAAAUGUUGGACCAACACCCAGAUAAAACCGCAGUCGGAGUUGUUUAGGUGUGAUCUGGCAAUGCUGUCUAGCAGCUUUGAAGACCAAUGGUCAGUCUUUUCCUGGACAGAGAAAAGACGGAUGACCCUCCCACUUGAAAUGACAGCCUCUGAGGCCGUUGGGGGCAUAGACUGCCUUCCUUGUACCCUUCCAAAGUGUGCGGUACGGAGCUCAGUGAACAGAUAUUUGCCCAGUAUCAUGAAUCAGCUUGGGAGGAGUCAACCAAAUGAACAAUCUACCAGGAAUUCCAAAUAAAAGCAACCCCCC
Saimiri boliviensis boliviensis (Bolivian squirrel monkey) is the source of this 1397-nucleotide messenger RNA. It is a transcript of the gene C11H1orf162, whose product is annotated as chromosome 11 C1orf162 homolog. The record is from RefSeq and is a predicted model, not a curated record. NCBI's taxonomy places the organism in Eukaryota, Metazoa, Chordata, Mammalia, Primates, Cebidae.